Ctenocephalides felis (cat flea) is the source of this 555-nucleotide messenger RNA. Its product is annotated as peptidoglycan-recognition protein SA-like. Gene Ontology annotation, molecular function: peptidoglycan binding; zinc ion binding; N-acetylmuramoyl-L-alanine amidase activity. The coding region runs from base 1 to 555 and encodes 184 amino acids. The transcript is spliced from 4 exons. Gene Ontology annotation, biological process: innate immune response; peptidoglycan catabolic process. Lineage: Eukaryota; Metazoa; Arthropoda; Insecta; Siphonaptera; Pulicidae. The record is from RefSeq and is a predicted model, not a curated record.
AUGGCUUGGAUUUAUAAUCGCGUCUCAUCAAUGGAAGAAGUUCCAGAUGUGUGCCCCAAUAUAGUGAUUAAAUCAAUGUGGGGUGGACGUUCAUCCAUACAAGUUGAAUAUAUGAUUGUUCCUAUAAAAUAUGUUAUCAUUCAACACACGGUUACUCCUAGCUGUAAUACACUUUCUGAAUGUGCUCGCAUAGUUACUUCCAUUCAAGAUUAUCAUAUGACUCAAUUGGAUUUUCAUGACAUCGGUUUAAACUUUUUAGUUGGUGAUGAUGGAAAUAUAUAUGAAGGUGCAGGAUGGUAUAAAAUUGGAGCUCAUACAUAUGGUUAUAAUUCAAAAUCUAUUGGCUUAGCUUUUAUUGGAACUUUUGGAGACAAACUGCCGUCUGAAAAAGCACUAACUGCCGCACAAAAUUUACUGGACUGCGGCGUUGCACUAGGAGCACUUGAUGAUAGAUAUAAAUUACUAGGACAACGACAAGUUAUAGCAACUGAAAGCCCUGGACUGAGGCUAUAUCAAGAGAUACAAAACUGGCCACAUUGGAAGAGCAAAGCUUGA